CGCCCGACGCGCGUCGAGACGCGUCACCUCUUCAGCCACAUCUCCCUUCCACCGCGCGUUCACCAUACCGCUCUCCUUCUGCGCUCGAUCUCUUCUCAUUCACCCCGCACCACACCAUGGAAACGAUUGAUAUCAGCCGCUUGAAGUCUGGGGAGGUCAACCUCGGUACCUCCAUCAUGGCGGUCCAGUUCAGGGACGGCGUUGUAGUGGGCGCGGAUAGUCGGACGACGACCGGCAGCUAUAUCGCAAACCGUGUCACGGACAAGCUCACGCACGUCCACGACCGCAUCUACUGUUGUCGAUCAGGCUCCGCGGCAGACACGCAGGCGAUCGCAGACUACGUCCACUACUAUCUCCAACUAUACACACAAACGCACGGCGAACGGCCACCAGUCCAUACGGCGGCAAGCGUGUUCGAGCGAUUCUGCUACGAGAACAAGGACGCGCUCUCCGCAGGUAUCAUUGUAGCAGGGUGGGACAAGGAGGCGGGCCCCAGUGUAUACAACAUUCCUCUUGGUGGAGGUCUCUUCCGGCAGCCAUGGGCUAUUGGAGGCUCUGGCUCCACCUACGUGUAUGGAUACUGCGAUGCCACAUACCGUGACGGUUGGGGCAGGGACGAAACGGUCGAGUUCGUCAAGAACACUCUUGCGCUCGCCAUGUCAAGAGAUGGCUCCUCGGGCGGUGUCAUCCGCAUGUGCGUGAUCACAGAGGACAGCGUCGAGCGGCUCUUCGUUCCAGGGAACGAGCUGCCCAAAUUCUGGGAGGGCAAGGAAGUCCUCGGCAUGCCACUCACGAAGAAAGACGGCAACGAACCUGUACCGAUGGCUGUGGAACCUUGAGCACUGUGUAUUGUAGUCUGCGUAUCGCUAUCUUGCAAUCAUUUGCAUGGAAAUGAAGCGCGUCAUGCGUCCACGAGAG
Messenger RNA from Rhodofomes roseus, 918 nucleotides. Its product is annotated as 20S proteasome subunit. Gene Ontology annotation, cellular component: proteasome core complex. The record is from RefSeq and is a predicted model, not a curated record. The transcript has 6 exons. Lineage: Eukaryota; Fungi; Basidiomycota; Agaricomycetes; Polyporales; Fomitopsidaceae. Gene Ontology annotation, molecular function: threonine-type endopeptidase activity. The coding region runs from base 117 to 839 and encodes 240 amino acids.